GAGGAAGGCGCCUUUUUUGAACAAAAAUUUGUUAAAAUUUUUAUUUGCUAGUUUUCUUACAUAAAAUAAAAGGAAAAACUAACAAAAUGCAAGGUGAAAGCGAUGGAGAUGAUGCAAGUAGUUACAAAUCGUCUUCAUCAAAGAAAAGAAAAAUUUUCGACAGCCCAGGCGAUAAGUAUAAACCAUUUCAAAAGCCUUCUUACACAAGAAAAUAUCCCGAUACUACCUCCAAUGGAGAAUUCAUAGUCUUCGUAGAGCAUUGCAAUAAAGACACCAAAAUAGGGAAUAUGAACCCCCUAAAUUUAUCAAAAAUUUUCAAAAAUGCUAAAGGGGUCCAUGAAAGAUCUAGAAUAAGCGCCCGCAAAAUAAAAAUAAUAUUCAAACAAGCGGCACUAGCAAAUGAUUUCCUCAAUGCCCAAUUUAUACAAGAGAAUAACUUAAGAGCAUAUAUCCCAGCUGCCUCUGUGGAAAGGGUUGGGGUAGUCAGGUACAUUCCUAAAGAAAUUAGCAAUAGGGAGUUAUUUGAAAAAAUAAGUAGUGAUCUUGAUAUUAUUGGUGUACGUAGGUUUAUGAAAAAAGAAAAUAAUACAUUUGUGCCGUUAAAUACUAUUACUGUUACUUUUUCUGGCACUGUAUUACCACAAUGCAUUUUCUUAGAUGGAUGGAGAUAUAAGGUUCAUAAUUAUAUACCUCCAGUUUUACAAUGUUUUAAAUGCUUACUUUUCAAUCACUCUGCAAAAUAUUGUUUUAAUGAACAAGCAUGUUCUAAAUGUGCAGAGAAUCAUUCUUAUAAAGAAUGCACAUCAGAAGUUUUAAAAUGUAAAAACUGUGGAGGUAAUCACCUAGCUAUUUCUAAGGAGUGCCCAAUUAAGGCUUCUAAAAUUAAGAAAAACAUAUCUUUGAGAGUUAAUAAUUCUACUUAUGCAGACAUAACAAAUAAUUUAACAUCUUUCCCACCUCUUACAAAAGCUAAUCCUCAAAAUGUUAAAAUUGUUCCAGAAAAGAUAUCAGCCCAGGACAUUAUUAAUAAUCAAAAAAUUUUAGAAGCCAUAAUAAGCACUAUUGUAAGUAUAGGAAAUUCUAAUGAGAUUAAGACUACAACACAUAUUAAAGAAACAUUCAUUAAAAACUUUAAUAAGUAAUGGAUAGUAUUAAUAUUGUACAGCAUAACAUCCAGAGUUUAAAUAAUAAAAAACCUUUACUUCAAUCACUCUUAAUAGAUAAAGAAAUAGAUAUAGCUUUAUUAAAUGAAACAUGGCUUAAAACUUCAAGUCCUCGGGUUCAUUUCCCUGGGUAUAAUUUCAUUUAUAAAAAUGC
This is a messenger RNA of Aricia agestis (brown argus), 1317 nucleotides long. RefSeq lists its product as uncharacterized. The transcript has a single exon. NCBI's taxonomy places the organism in Eukaryota, Metazoa, Arthropoda, Insecta, Lepidoptera, Lycaenidae. The record is from RefSeq and is a predicted model, not a curated record. The coding region runs from base 87 to 1142 and encodes 351 amino acids.